Biomphalaria glabrata is the source of this 690-nucleotide messenger RNA. RefSeq lists its product as uncharacterized. NCBI's taxonomy places the organism in Eukaryota, Metazoa, Mollusca, Gastropoda, Planorbidae. Bases 1 to 690 code for a protein of 229 amino acids. The transcript is spliced from 4 exons. The record is from RefSeq and is a predicted model, not a curated record.
AUGGCAUGCUCAGAGAGUGCUCAGUACAAACAUAGACAAAGGUACAAGGGUACAUUCAUAUACAUAGGCAUAGACAUAGGUACAAGCAUAGGCAUAGAUACAGGCAUAAACAUAAGUACAGGCAUAGAUAUAGGCAAAGACAUAGACAUAGGUACAAGCAUAGACAUAGACAUAGGUACAGGCAUAGACAUAGACAUAGGUUCAGGCAUAGACAUAGACAUAGGUACAAGCAUAGACAUAGACAAAGGUACAAGCAUAGACAUAGACAUAGGUACAAGCAUAGACAUAGACAUAGGUUCAGGCAUAGACAUAGACAUAGGUUCAGGCAUAGACAAAGGUACAAGCAUAGACAUAGGUACAGGCAUAGACAAAGGUACAAGCAUAGACAUAGGUACAGGCAUAGACAUGGAAAUAGGCAUUGGCAUCUGCAUAGGCACAGAAACAGACAUAGACAUAGGCAAAGUCAUAGGCAUAGGUUUAGGCAUAGACAUAGACAUUGGCACAGGCAUCGGCAUAUAUAAACUGGCUAAUGAAACAAUUUUAAUCUAUCCGACAUGUGUAAAUGUACAAGGCCAUCUACAUGUCUGCCUUGUAGUGUCACAUGUGCACUGGACUGUCAUUCUGAAGGUCUCGAUGGUCCCUGACCGCUGCCAUCCCCAGUCGUCCUGCUGGAGGUUUGCGCUAGGAUGA